UACACCGCGGGAGUUGCGAGCUGUGCAGAAGAUCGGCUAUAUCUAGUUGCUAGCUUGCUAAUGUUGCCAUCUGCUUUCUUUGGUGUCCUCACUCGAUCUGGUGAAUACGCAGUAGCUGAGAGAUAGUGACAGUACGUACCGGCCGGCCGGUGGAUCGACCAGUGGAAAAUUAACAAUGAGGAGAUUGACGACGACGACGACGACGAAGACGGACACGGUGCGUGUGAACAUCGAGAAGAUGCUGGAGCAGCUGAGCCGGCCGGCGAGGCUGGACGGCUACUCCAUCUACCGUGUCCCGGCUAGCGUCCGCGACAGCGUGGACAACAAGCACUACGAGCCGAGGCUGGUCUCCAUCGGCCCGUACCACCGGAGCAAGCACCACCUCCGCGCCAUGGAGGACCGGAAGCGCCUCUACCUCCUCCGGUUCCUCCACGACCAGCACGACGACGACGACGGCAGCGGCCGCCGCGACGGCCUGCUGCAGGACUGCGUCGGCAGGGUGCGCAAGCUCGAGGCGCGAGCGCGCGCGUGCUACUUCGAGAGCCCGGCCACCGGUGACGGAGAAGACGACGACGACAUGUUCGUCGAGAUGCUCCUCCUCGACGGCUGCUUCGUGGUCCAGCUCUUCAUCCAGUGGUUCUGCGGCGCCACGGAUCCCGUGUUCGACGUCGGCUGGAACCUCCCGCUGCUGCACACCGACCUGCUCAUGCUCGAGAACCAGAUCCCCUACUUCGUCCUCCUCGCGCUCUACGACGCCUACUCUCACGACCCCAACCGCCCGCCGUCGGCGCGCCCCAAGCCGUCGCUGACGACCAUCAUCACCUCCUACUUCAGCGAGAAGGAAGGGAGACAGCCCGCGACGACGACGGCCACCGAGGACGCCAUCGAUCACCUGCUCCACCUGUACCACUCCACCUUCGUGAUGCCGCCACCCGAUCACCUGCCGGCGCCGGUGCAGGCUGACUGCGGCGGCAAGCUGCCAAGGACGAUCCGCUGCGCCAAGGAGCUGACCAUGCACGGGGUGAAGUUCGUGCGCAAGCCGGAGACGACCAACGUCCUCGACGUCACGUUCUGCAGGGACACCGGCGUCUUCCAGAUCCCUCGCGUCGCCAUCGAGGACUCCACCUGCAUCAGGUACAUGAACCUCGUCGCCUUCGAGCAGUGCCGCGGCGAGGCGGCGGUGGCGGAGAAGCACCUGACCAGCUACGUGGUGCUCAUGGACUACCUGAUCAACACGGCGGAGGACGUGGUGAUCCUGGACAGGGCGGACGUGAUGGAGAACAAGCUGGCCAACGAGGAGGAGGCCGCCAAGUUCUUCAACCAGCUCCGCCUCAGCUCCUACAUCAACUACGACGACCACUACCUGGCGCCGGUGUACCGCGACGUUGACGCCUUCUGCCGCCGCAAGUGGCCAAAAUACAAGGCCAAAUUCCGCCGGGACUACCUCAACAGCCCGUGGGCGAUUUUCGGUUUCUGCUUGGCCACCACAUUCGCCGUCAUCACCUUGUUCAACACCAUCGUCACCAUAUUGCAGACGUUUUUCCAUCUCUUUAAAUGAUCAUUAAAUCCAUCGAUAUAUGCAAACUGAUCAAUAUCGUUCUAUCAAUUAAUCUCUCUAGCUACAUCCAUAUGUAAUUUACAUAUCUACUUUGUUAAUUCUCACAGUUGCUAUUUUUUUUU
This is a messenger RNA of Oryza sativa Japonica Group (Japanese rice), 1680 nucleotides long. Its product is annotated as UPF0481 protein At3g47200. NCBI's taxonomy places the organism in Eukaryota, Viridiplantae, Streptophyta, Magnoliopsida, Poales, Poaceae. The record is from RefSeq and is a predicted model, not a curated record.